This is a messenger RNA of Entamoeba invadens IP1, 1125 nucleotides long. RefSeq lists its product as hypothetical. Bases 1 to 1125 code for a protein of 374 amino acids. NCBI's taxonomy places the organism in Eukaryota, Evosea, Mastigamoebida, Endamoebidae. Gene Ontology annotation, biological process: endocytosis; actin cortical patch localization. The record is from RefSeq and is a predicted model, not a curated record. The transcript has a single exon. Gene Ontology annotation, molecular function: protein binding.
AUGCAAGGAUUUGGGAGAUCAUUUUUUGCACUGAAGAAUGUUUUGGGAGUUAACAAGAAAAUUGCUGACCCCGAGUAUGACAUGAUGAAGAAGAGAUUAUUAGACAUGUCAGCGGAGUUUAAGAAGGCAAUCGUGACGAUAGAAUCUCUUCCUAAAACAGUUGUUUUGGUCUCGACUCAGCAUUUGACGAUAUUAAACUCUCUUCAUCUCUGUGUACAGAUGUCUAAUAAUACCCCAGACACUUUAAAUCAAAUCACUACUCUCAUCGACCCAUUCAAUAAAAUGCAGGCAGAGGCAACAAAAUAUAUGAACGACGUCCAUAACUUGGUUUUAACACCAUUAAAGACGUAUGGCGAACAGUUCAACCAACUCGUUAAACGAUGUCAAGUCGCGGAGAAGAGAAAGGAGGACUUUGACUAUGCCAACGAGAAACUGAUGGACAUCACAAAACGUCCUAUUAACAAACAAAAAGGAUUGGCAGACGCACAGACGUUGUACACAACUGCCAAAGAGAACUAUGACUGGCUGAAGUUGGAGUUGAUUGAAGACACUGACAAACUGUGUAAGAACUGCGAAGUCGUCGCGUUACCAGUUGUAAAACAAUUACUCGACCACUACUCACAAUACUUGAGCGAACUAAAUACGACGUGGAACGCCAUCCCUGAACUGACUAAGAAAAUCGAACACUCGGACAUCUCUGUUGAGUACGUGAUAAAGGCAUUUGCAGAUUCAAUGGAAAAAGAUACUAAUGUACUCAACAAGAGAAAUUCCCUUUACCCACACAUCGAACCUUCACAACAAACACAACAAGUCGAGGGUAUCCAAUAUACACAGAAGAUAGAAAAUGAACAAGUUGUCCCCCCACAACAAAUCUACCAAAUCCCAACACAAUCGGAAACAACCACUCAACAACAAACACACGCAUUACCACCUCUCCCUGUCCAAAAAAAAGAAAACGAGAAGUUCUGUAAAGUCAAUUAUGACUAUGAAGCACAAGAAGCAAAUGAACUGUCAAUUAAAACUGAUGACACAGUAAAAGUCUUGAGCUCAAGUGGUGAUUGGUGGGUCGGCGAGUUAAAUGGGAAAACAGGACAGUUUCCAAGUAAUUACGUCACUCUGCUCUAA